Molecule: messenger RNA, 2329 nt
Organism: Limulus polyphemus (Atlantic horseshoe crab)
Lineage: Eukaryota; Metazoa; Arthropoda; Merostomata; Xiphosura; Limulidae
Product: NCK-interacting protein with SH3 domain-like
Exons: 11
Coding region: 118-1818 (566 amino acids)
Biological process (GO): endocytosis
Molecular function (GO): Arp2/3 complex binding; protein binding
Source: RefSeq, a predicted model, not a curated record
AAGUAACUUUGCGCUUAACAACGAACAAACAUCAGUAUUUACAAAUCUCAUUAUUAAUGACGUAUAAUACUAACUGUUCUAAAGAAUGCUAGAUGGCAGGCUAAUGUGUCACCCGCAAUGGCACAUGAUUUGGACUGUGAGUUUGAUACGGUAUUAUACGAAGCUUUAUAUUCAUUAAAGAGCAAUGACAGUAGAAUUUUGAGUUUCAAAGAAGGUGAACAUUUUAGGGUUGUAGAUACUUCGGUAACAGAGCAGGAUUCAAACUGGAUACGUGUUGUAAAUCGAAAUGGAAUUUCAGGGUUUGUGCCAACAGCUUACGUUACGGAAAAGAAGGUCCAAACAACUGAGUUCCUGUCAUGGCUGGAAAGAGCAAUAUCGGCAAUUCAUCAAUCUGGUUCUUCAAGCAGGGAACCUCAGCGAGGAUCUUUAAGGAUGUUAGUAGAUUUGCGAUCAUCACUUCUAAGUCAUUUGGGAAACAAGGUAUCUGAAUUACCUGAUGCCGAACCUGUUCAUCAAACAACAUUUCAAGAUGUAGCUAGUAACACAGCCAGAGUUAUUGUUCACACUGCAGAUACACAGACUGGUGAACACGAAGAACCUUUGCCUGAAAAGAAUAUUUGUGGUCCAGAACUGUUAGUAAAAUUGGUGGAAGAAGUGAGAAGGAGAACUGAUCUUAGUCACCAACAGUCAAAAAAUGCUGUUUCUGUUGUCUUGGAAAUUAUGAAGGACUAUCAUCCUGAUUUGAAGAAAAUGUUAGCAGGCCUAACAGAUAACGAGAUUCAGAGUGUAAAUAUGGAUGAUGAGAAAAAAAUGUGUAUGGUCCUGAACAAACUGUGGUCGUGUCGCAAUGAUCAACAGCAACGUAGCUGGCCAGUACAUGAGGAUGAAGCAGUUAUUAAAGAAGACUUGGUUGAAUUAGCUACUCUCUUGGAAGAAGCUGAUCCUUUCACAUCACAGAGGGUGCUCCAGAGUCGCAACUAUGAGGACUUAGUCAUGUUGGCUACUUACUAUCAAAUGGAGCCUCGGCGUGAACUGAGGUUGGCUCUUCUUCAGGUGUUUGUUAUUCUUUGUGACCUCGACAUGACAAUUGUUAAAGAGCUUCUUUACUCAGUUCUACCAAUGGAACUAGCUCGGGAUAUUCAAACAAUAGUUGAUGAUGACAUUAGGAUAAAGCAGUCAGCAAUGCUGUUAACCAUUCUUUUCAGCACAGGAGAAAGACCACCCAAUGAUAUCUAUGGCUAUAUCAAUGAAGGCUUCUGCAAGUUUGUUUUUUCGUGUGUGGAUGGUUCAGUGGAUGAAGAAAUGGCUGACAUGUUGCUGGCAGUUCUACUUGCCUUCAACCUUCAUCUUGAGAAAGCUGAGGACAACCUCAUUCUCCUUACACUCGGCAAGCAACCUGAAGCCGCCGUAUUCACCCAAAAGCUUUUGUUGCUCGUGAAUCGAGAAGAUGAUCCAGUUAAUAUUUUACAAAAUAGAGGAAAUGUCCCAAACUCGACUCUCAAAAUGCUUCUUGAUAUAUUUGGAAACCCGACAACAGCAAGUCUUUUUUACCUGAAUGAUACCAAAGUUUUACUCGACAUCAUUACUCGCCAGCUGAUGGACUUGACCCCAGGAGACAAGCGUCGUCUAACAUACCUAGCUUUGGCUGAAAAUGUUAUUUGUCACUGUGAUUACGAGACUCACUUUCACCAAAGAGAAAACCUCCAAAAAAUUCUUGAGAAUGGGUUAUCUGGAGAGUGUUCAACCCCCGAGGAAAAACAACUGGCCAAGCAAAUUUUGCAAAGGUUUUCUGAGUGGUUUACUUAUAAACCUGUAUGACUUUCACAGUUUUUGGUAAAAAUAAUCUUACAAAAUUAACAGUUAGUGAAAAUAUCUUACUCAGAAUUUAAAUUUGUUAUAUGUUUCUUGAAAAGUUUCUAAAUUUUAAAGAUUAUUGUAUGUAAAAUAGCAAUAGAGACUAUCAGUCAACAGCAUAUUUGUUACAUUUUUUGCUACGUUUAUUAACUUUUGAGGUAAUAUAUGUAAAGUUUCUUAGUAAAUCUGUUAGAAGCAGUAAUUCUUUAAAGAUAUUUUGAGAAACUUUUGACAUAAUUUCCCCAGUACUCCUUAGAAUAUUUCUGUUUUAACUUAAAAAAAGUUAAAACUGGCAACAUAAGUAAGUGUCAUUGUUGCAAAUAUUUUCUUUGUACAAACAUCACAAGACUAUUAUUGACCAUAUCAUGUAAAAAUAGUACAUUAUCUUGUCGCAGCUAAUGUUUACUACAUAUAGGAAAAUCUGAAGUGUUGUAUAUGUGAUUAUCAUGUAAGUAAAAUUGAUGAAUGAACUACA